GGUCGUGUCUCUUUCUCUCAGACGCUGCGGUACUUCCUCGUGUAAAUGAAAUUCGUAUUCUCACCCACUUCUGUGCUUCACCUCCACUAUUUCAAGGCUUUGUUUACAUUUACACGAGUUUUUAAAGGUGAUUUUGUGGUUCUACAGGCAGAGUGACAAGAUUUUUACAUUAUUAACGAGAGAAACACUCUUGAAAAUCCCGCUAGUCAUCUCUAUGGCCGUUGAAAUAAAGUAAAGCGUCUCUCAAUACGGGCCUGAAACAAUUUGGCACCAACACGAAUCUUUUCAGUACAGAUGCGGCCGUAACACCUGGCAGGGCAGCGCGACACCUGUACAGCUCUAGGGGGAACACAUGUUGAGUAAGGUGCGCGGGGAACUCAACUAUCGGGUGAGUGUAGUGUGUGUGCAUCUAUGGCCCGCUGAUCCUGUGUGCUGCGCCUCUGUGUGUCUGCGAGGGUCGUGUGACGCAAUUCUGUAGCCGCACGUGACACAAACCGAAGGAUAUCACGAGGAGCGCCACUAAGAGAGAUAAAACCGCGAGGGGGACUGACGUUUCCGCCCAUCACACACACACACACACACACACACACACACACACACACACACACACACACUGCCAAGUACUGUACGCAUGUUGAACAUUCUACCUGCGAUCUGAAGGAGCUACCACCACCACCAUCACCACCACAGCCACCACCACCACCGCCAUCUCUACUGACGGUGGUGACGCUGGUGGCCUUAUCGUGGUGCGUGAGGGAAGGGCACAAAGGAUCCAAUCGCGUCACCGGCUGCCACAAGGGAAUCGAAGAGUGAUGGACGUGUGAUCUAAUUCCUCGUUGUCUCGUGGACACUAGUGACGUAGGCGGCAACGGAGACGCCCCGCUGCCCGCCCUUCGCUCACAAUGGUGCUGGUGGAGCUGCUAUCGAGUCUGAGCGGUCUGGUGAAGGUGAGGAGUCAGGCGGACAUUGACAACGCGGUCUUCAAGCUCCACUACCGCGUCACCUCCACCAUGCUCUUCUGCUUCUGUCUCCUGGUCACUGCCAACAGCCUCAUCGGUGACCCCAUCAACUGCGUGCAAGGGGAUCACGCAAUGCUGAAGCCAAAGGUAGUAAACACGUACUGCUGGAUCCACACCACCUUUACUCUACCAAAGUACAUCAACAAGCAGUAUGGCAAGGGUACUGGCGUGGUGUACCCUGGGAUAGGCCCACACACCAUGGAGGACGACAGGGUGUACCACGCUUACUACCAAUGGGUACCUUUCGUUCUCUUCCUGCAGGCCCUCAUGUUCUACGCUCCUCACUGGCUGUGGAAGACGUGGGAGGGCGGUAAGCUUGAGUCGAUUGUGAUGGGUCUGUCUCUGCCUGUCAUGAACAAGGACGAGCGGCGGGAGAAGAUCCACCUGCUGGCUGAGUACCUCCACGCCUCCAUGCACUGCCACAACUUCUACGCCAUCAAGUUUUUCCUGUGUGAACUCCUGAACCUUGGCAACUCUGUGUUCAACAUGUGGUUUAUGAACAAGUUUCUAGGAGGAAUGUUCUUCACGUACGGCAUCGAUGUGCUGGCCUUCACGGAGACCAACCAGGAGGAACGCACGGAUCCCAUGAUUGUGUUGUUCCCGAGGGUGACCAAGUGUAGCUUCAACAUGUACGGCCCCUCUGGCACCAUCGAAACCCACGACCUCAUGUGUGUACUGGCCCUCAACAUCAUCAACGAGAAGGUGUACGUGUUCCUGUGGUUCUGGUUCCUCAUCCUGGCGGGGAUCAGCACCCUGGCCCUCGCGUACCGCCUGCUGGUGUUCUGCAUCCCCGCCAUUCGGUCCGGGUUGCUGCAGAAGCGGGCACGGAUCAGGUACAAGCCGGGCCUGGAAGCCAUCGCCACCAAGCUGCACGUCGGGGACUUCUUCCUACUGUACCUGCUCAGUAAGAACGUGGAGCUGCUCUCGUUCGGCUCGCUGAUGGAAGAGCUCUCCUCCCGCCUGGUGAAGAGGAACAUCCACCCGGACCUGGAGAUGACGCCCCGCCCCGUGCCCGCCGUGGAGGCCUACCAUCUCAUCAACGAACACGCGUGACGCUGUCCCCUGCCGCCACGCCCGCCCCUGCCAACACUCCCCCGCUCCUCGCUGGACGAUGUGUACAAAGCCCACACCUCACCACUGUACCACCUGAGUGUGCGGGGAACGUAAGGCGGCGGGGCGGCAGGUGGGCGAGGCGAGGCAGUGCUCAUCGCGACACACUACACAGGCCGCCUCCUCCACGCUGACACAGUGGCACCGUCACGCUGCCACUCUGGUUCCUUCCCUUCAUCUGGCACAAGAUGGACCAUUUGCUCACCAGGCUUCACGGUCCACGAGGCUUCACGGUCAGCGAGGCUUCACGGUCCACGAGGCUUCACGGUACAAGAGGCUUCACGGUUCACGAGGCCUCACGAUUCACGAGGCUUCACGGUCCACGAGGCUUCACGAUUCACAAGGUUUCACGGUCCACGAGGCUUCACGAUCCAAGAGGCUUCACGGUCCACGAGGCUUCACGGUUCACGAGGCUUCACGAUCCAAGAGGCUUCACGGUCCACGAGGCUUCACUAAUCAUGAGCUACAAUUUAUACUCGGUGCCUGGUGGUGUACCUGACAUUCUUCUUCUUCUUCUUUUCUCCUUUUUUUUUUCUCUCUUCUUUAUCCACAGCUAAUAUUCGGUGCCUGGUGGUGAAACUGACCUUCUUCUUCUUCUUCUUCUUCUUCUUCUUCUUCUCCUUCUUCUUCUUCUUCUCCUUCUUCUUCUUCUUAUUAUUAUUAUCAUUAUUAUCAUUAUCAUUAUUGUUAUUAUUAUUAUCAUUAUUAUUAUUUAUCCUCUUCUUUAUCCUCUUCCUUUUCUUCUUUGUCUUCCUCUCCUCCGUUACCUCUGUGUUCUAAGUGAAGGCGUGUGUGGAGUGCGGGGAGUGUGGGUGAGGAGUGCGUGGGCGGUGCCGGGCGUGGGGCAAGGCGCGUCAGGCUGGACGUGCACCAGGGAAGACACACGCACGCCCCUGCCCUGCUCUGCCCUGCCCUGCCCACCCCUGGAACCACACUGCGGGUACGGCGGACCACGAUACUUGCUUUGUAGAUACUGCACGUGUGUGUGUGUGUGUGUGUGUGUGUGUGUGUGUGUGGAAAGAAUGAAGGGCACUUAUCUUAUUGCCAGAGAGAGAGAGAGAGAGAGAGAGAGA
This is a messenger RNA of Portunus trituberculatus (swimming crab), 3202 nucleotides long. Its product is annotated as innexin inx2-like. Gene Ontology annotation, molecular function: gap junction channel activity. NCBI's taxonomy places the organism in Eukaryota, Metazoa, Arthropoda, Malacostraca, Decapoda, Portunidae. Gene Ontology annotation, biological process: phototransduction. Gene Ontology annotation, cellular component: gap junction; plasma membrane. The transcript has 6 exons. The record is from RefSeq and is a predicted model, not a curated record. The coding region runs from base 903 to 2072 and encodes 389 amino acids.